CACUGGAUAUUCGAAAAUUUUUGCUCCAAACGGCCGUUGAACGUAAUCCACAGGCUCAGUACAGCUCAGCAGGAGGAUAAAUAUAAACAAUCGUUGAUAAUAUUAUUGCGGAAGAAGAUAAUACGACAUAAAUAACGGCAUGGAUCUGUUUGCGAGCCUCGACCCAAAAUUCGGGUGCAACGGUAGACUAGAAACCUUCACCAACUGGCCUUUCACCCAGAAAGAUCCCUGCAAUCCAAAAGCAAUGGCAUCCGCUGGAUUUUUCGCUGUCAAUGGUAUAGAGGAGCCAGACCUCGCCGAGUGCUUCUUCUGUGGAAAGCAAUUGGACGGUUGGGAGGCCACUGAUGAUCCCUGGGAGGAGCACAAGUCCCAUCAGCUCAGCUGUCCCUACAUCAAACUGAACAAACCUGUAGAACAAGACUGGACACUCGAGGAAACAUUUGCAUUAUUGCAGGAAUAUUACAGAAGUCAAUGCGAGCAGAAAGUAAAGACUCUGAAAGAGAACCUGAAUACCGAAAUGAAGAUCCUGACAGCAGAAAUUCCAAAACUCCUACAAAAAUCGAGAAAGAAUAAGAGGAGCAUCAAGUAACAAAAGCACUUAAUUAAGUAUAAGGUAUUUCGAUCUUUGUAAAAUUUUAAUAUACUUUUAAUCGCAAUUAAUCAUAUCUGCUGUUAACCGAUGUAUCAGUAACGAAAGAUCCUGCGAUCUCGAUGGUUCAACCCGAGCAAAUCACGAAAAUAUAAUUUACGCAUUUACGUUUUUCCGUUGUCCAUGAAGAUGCAGGAAUUUUAAUUGUCGUCAGCCAAAAAAAUUCCAUUGGGGCUGAUAGCAAUCGAAUAAAUAAUCAUUGUCAUCA
Molecule: messenger RNA, 857 nt
Organism: Diachasmimorpha longicaudata
Lineage: Eukaryota; Metazoa; Arthropoda; Insecta; Hymenoptera; Braconidae
Gene: Det
Product: Deterin
Exons: 3
Coding region: 140-589 (149 amino acids)
Source: RefSeq, a predicted model, not a curated record